Auxenochlorella protothecoides is the source of this 930-nucleotide messenger RNA. RefSeq lists its product as hypothetical. NCBI's taxonomy places the organism in Eukaryota, Viridiplantae, Chlorophyta, Trebouxiophyceae, Chlorellales, Chlorellaceae. The record is from RefSeq and is a predicted model, not a curated record. Bases 1 to 930 code for a protein of 309 amino acids. The transcript is spliced from 5 exons.
AUGCUCCUCGUCCGCGCGGCGACGCCCGCUGCCAAGCCCUCCGCCGCCGGCGGCGCACCUUCUCUGGCCCUGGUCCUUGCUGGGGGGCUGGCCCCCGGCGACCCCUCCCCCGGCCAGCCCACCAUCCACGUUGUCAGCCUGGGGGCUGGCGCCGGUCUGGCCCCACUCUCCAUAGAGGCCGAGCGCGCUGUGUAUGCUGCGCUGGACCUCGGGGGAGGGGAUCUCCUCCUCGCAGGUGACGGCCCUGACCUGACCAGGGUGCGUCUGGACUCGCUCUGGAGGUCCUACACCUGGGGCCCGGCGCCGCCAGCCGCCACAGUCGCCGCCCGCGACCUGCCCGACAUCGUGUCUCUGGCCUGGGCCGGCACGGCGCAGGGCCCCGGCCCUGCCCGGCGCCCGCUGGUGGGCCUGAGCAGCUGCGGAGGAGCCGCCGUGUGGACCCCGGGCCUGGACCAGGUCCUCGCCCUGGUCUGGCCGCCCGACGGCCUGCAUUCCCUGCGACUGUCUUCUUCCCUGGGCAUCCUGCCGGCGGCGGGGGGCAGCGGCGGCUGCACCCUGGCCUGCGCCGGGGUGCAGGAGCCUGGAGGACGUCUGGGCCUGACCGCCGCGCAGCUUGGACAAAGGGAACUCGGCGCGGCGGCAGUCUCCGCAGAGUGGGGCCUGCCCGCCACCUGGACCCAGCUGCCCGGCCAACAGGCAGUGACCGCGGUCCUGCACGUCGCAGCAGGGCAGGGGCCGGGGGAAACGGGAAUGGGGGCGGCGACGCACAGCGCCAUGGAGCAGAGCCUUUUCGGCUGGCUGGUGGCCUGUCUUGUCGACCAGGCAGACGCAGGCUCGCUGGGGGUUUCUAUCGUCGCGGGGUGGGCGUGCGGUACCGCGCUUGUAGUCCCUGGCGCGGUGCUGGGCCUAGGGCCAGAUGCGGCCAUGUAA